AUGUCGCACAUGAUAAGUCGCAAACACUACUACGAUGACCUGGUCUAUACGGCUGCUAUCUUCCAGGCGCUAGAAAUAUGGGCAACGACAGGUAUAAACCUGACGGCGGACGAAUAUAGUUACUUCAUGCAGUCCAGCAAUGAUGAGCCCACAGACGAGCUGCUCAAAUUAAUAGCUGAUUUUUCCAUCAUAUUCAAGAACCUAGAUGAAAUUGACGAAUCGGAUCCGAACGCUUGCCAGUCAUUGCUAUCCCAAUGUCUCUCACAUGAAGCCAAUGUUAUGGCAUGGUACGCUUGGAGAAAAAAUACUAUCGGCGGGAGUCCUCGGACAUGUUCACCUGAUGAAAUUCAGAGCAGCGGAUUAUCGAUGGACCCAAUCUUCGGCACUCCUUAUUCCUUUUCCUCGCUCGAUAAUGCGAGAUUACAUGUGUUGUUCUGGAUAGCGAUGUCUAUGACGCAACGCUUGAUAUCCAAAGCCCGGUCCUAUACCUAUCAAUUUUCCGCAGAGGAUGGGUCAGGGAAUAAAGAGUAUCUGCUUGCCGAAUUUUUCGCAGAUGAGAUCAGCCGGGCAAUCCCAUAUUGCUUCAAAGAUUGCACCAAUCUGUGGAACACUCAUAUUGUGAGCAUGGGCGUGGGCCAAAUCUGCAAAGUAUAUACAGACCAUCAAAACUAUAGGAAAUUUCUUUGGGGUCAACAGGCAUAUGGCAUCAUCGCUAACUUGGGGCAUGAAUUGGCGACUCGAUUAAGUGAGGUGUUUUGGCAAAGAUGGAAUGCUGCCGAAGAAGCUGCCGCUUCAAGUGGGGCCAAUCCCAUCAACUAUCUAUCCCUGAGGCCAGGGUUUCCCCAUGAGAAAUCCUUGUCUCGUAAAAUGCCCCUUCGAUUCAAAUGGCCUGAACAGUAG
Molecule: messenger RNA, 900 nt
Organism: Penicillium macrosclerotiorum
Lineage: Eukaryota; Fungi; Ascomycota; Eurotiomycetes; Eurotiales; Aspergillaceae
Exons: 2
Coding region: 1-900 (299 amino acids)
Source: RefSeq, a predicted model, not a curated record